GAGAGUUAUCGUUCUUGAAAAGGAAAAAUCGAUAAAUUGGCCAAAACAUCUGCAAUUUACGUCACUGCGCAUUAUGCCAACAAACAGCUAAAAUGGGUAAUUCUGAUACAAAAUUGAAUUUCAGGAAGGCCGUGAUUCAGCUUACGACGAAAACACAGCCAAUAGAAGCUAGUGAUGAAGCAUUUUGGGAGCAGUUUUGGUCAGAGAGUGUGACUUGUGUGCAAGAUGUAUUUACAUUAAUUCCAGCAGCUGAAAUACGAGCUUUAAGAGAAGAAUCUCCAUCAAAUUUAGCUACACUAUGUUACAAAGCUGUAGAGAAAUUAGUAGCUGCUUCAGAGAGUGGUUGUCCAUCUCAGAGAGAACAGCAAAUAGUGCUGAACUGUGUUAGAUUAUUAACAAGGGUGUUGCCAUAUAUAUUUGAAGACCCAGAUUGGAGGGGUUUCUUCUGGUCAACAUUACCAGGUCAAGUUGAAGAUGCUGAGAAUGACAGUCCUCCCCUGGCACAGACAUUACUGAAUGCACUUUGUGAUUUGUUGUUUUGUCCUGAGUUCAGUGUUGCAUCUGGUAGAAAGUCUGGACCUGAUAAUCCUGAAGAUAUGACUACUAUAGACAGUUGUGAAUAUAUCUGGGAAGCUGGUGUUGGCUUUGCACAUUCUCCUCAACAUAAUCUUCAACAUGACAACAAUAGGAGUGAAAUCAUUAAACUGUUGCUAACUUGCUUCUCAGAAACAAUGUAUCUACCACCCAUAGCUGAUGCGCACAGCACACCCAACCAGUGGAUACAUUUCUUCACCUCAACAGAGAACAGGCAUGCUUUACCAUUGUUUACUUCAUUGAUCAAUGUGGUGUGUGCCUAUGAUCCCGUAGGGUAUGGUCUACCAUACAAUCAUCUCAUGUUCACUGAUUCUCGCGAGGCAUUGGUCGAAUCUGCCCUGCAGGUACUCUGUGUUACCAUGGAGAAUGAUUCAGCCAAUCAGAAUGUGUCUGUAGAUGGUACUGCUGGGGGAACAGCCAUGGAACCACAGAAUGAGGUCGCAACUGCCCAGGAAAAUGCAACAUCUACAGACAAUCUGUUUGUGAAUUACCUGUCAAGAAUACACAGGGAGGAGGAUUUCCACUUCAUCUUGAAAGGUAUAACAAGGCUUUUAAACAACCCACUGAUGCAGACCUACCUACCUGGAUCUACCAAAAAAAUACAGUUUCAUCAAGAGUUACUGGUACUGUUCUGGAAAAUGUGCGAUAUAAAUAAGAAAUUCAUGUUUUAUGUGUUAAAAAGUAGUGAUGUUUUGGAUAUACUGGUGCCAAUAUUGUAUUACCUGAAUGAUGCCAGAGCUGAUCAAUCUCGUGUUGGCUUAAUGCAUAUUGGAGUUUUUAUACUGUUAUUACUUAGUGGAGAGAGAAAUUUUGGAGUAAGGUUGAACAAACCAUAUACAGUGAGAGUUCCCAUGGAUAUACCAGUAUUUACAGGCACUCAUGCUGACUUUCUCAUCAUUGUAUUUCAUAAGAUAAUCACCACUGGUCAUCAAAGACUUCAGCCAUUAUUUGAUUGUCUUCUCACUAUUAUUGUAAAUGUAUCACCAUAUCUGAAGACUUUGUCAAUGGUCGCAAGCACAAAACUACUGCAUCUACUUGAGGCAUUUAGCACACCUUGGUUUCUUUAUGCUAGUCCUACAAAUCACCAUCUAGUGUUCUUCCUAUUGGAAGUCUUCAAUAACAUCAUACAGUAUCAGUUUGAUGGUAACAGUAAUUUAGUCUACACAAUAAUACGCAAGCGUCAAGUAUUUCAUCAGCUGGCCAAUCUACCAACAGAUCACUCUUCUAUUGCCAAGGCCCUUACAAAACGUGGUAAGAAGCUGCACACUCCAUCCCCCACGGACCACAAAGAGCCUCAGACAAUGGAGGGUGCCCUCCCAGCUGUUGAGGCGGAACCUGGAACUCUCAAAGUUUCACUUGCUGCUACACCACUGCAUGUCCAGUGUGACUUGGCAGGUGACCCGGAACUUUCCUUCAUAGAUGGUGGGCCAUUUUUCAGAGUUGAUAUUUCGCAAGUCUCACAUGCUACUGUUCACAAACCGAAAUCAAAAAAACGUAACAUAAUGCUCUUAUUUAAAGUGUUUUCCUUACACCAAACUAAUCAGAACUUUUGUCUGCCCCUCAACACAGGGAUCAUGGGUUCAAGCCCUACUCGGGCCACAACCAUGAUUUCUCAUAUGAUACCAAUACUGGAGACUCCACCUGCUACCCCAACUACACCAAAUAGUGAAACUGCAAGAGCACCCUUCAAGCGAGCUGGAUCCACAUCUAGUGCUGGCGGUGGCUGGGUUGCCACACCUGAUUGGGUACACUCUUGGAAGCAUAAGUUACCUUUACAGACAAUUAUGAGAAUGUUACAGGUGCUUGUUCCACAAGUUGAGAAAAUAUGUAUUGACAAGGGACUGACAGAUGAGAGUGAGAUAUUGAAAUUCCUGCAGCAUGGUACUCUAGUUGGCCUACUACCAGUACCACACCCUAUAUUGAUCAGGAAAUACCAGGCAAAUAGUGGAACUACUAUGUGGUUCAGGACAUACUUAUGGGGAGUUAUAUACCUUAGAAAUGUUGAUCCUCCCAUUUGGUAUGACACAAAUGUGAAAUUGUUUGAGAUUCAAAGGGUAUAGUAGAUGCAAGAAUAUCACAAGGGAUGGGAUCUCCAGUAACACAAUCUCAUGGAAUCCAAUUACUAGUUAUAAUACACACAAAAAAGUGUUCUGUUAGUUCUAUGUAACUAUUACAUAGCAACCUGUGUAAGGGAAAAUUUAC
Molecule: messenger RNA, 2796 nt
Organism: Ruditapes philippinarum (Manila clam)
Lineage: Eukaryota; Metazoa; Mollusca; Bivalvia; Venerida; Veneridae
Product: protein HID1-like
Exons: 22
Coding region: 93-2654 (853 amino acids)
Cellular component (GO): Golgi trans cisterna; membrane; Golgi medial cisterna
Source: RefSeq, a predicted model, not a curated record